This is a messenger RNA of Carlito syrichta (Philippine tarsier), 755 nucleotides long. It is a transcript of the gene SYNGR4, whose product is annotated as synaptogyrin 4. The record is from RefSeq and is a predicted model, not a curated record. Gene Ontology annotation, cellular component: neuromuscular junction; synaptic vesicle membrane. The coding region runs from base 1 to 705 and encodes 234 amino acids. The transcript has 4 exons. Lineage: Eukaryota; Metazoa; Chordata; Mammalia; Primates; Tarsiidae.
AUGCACAUCCCUGAAAGCCUCCAGGACCUGGCCAACAGCGAAGUCGUGCAGUUUCUGAAGAGGCCCAGGACCAUUGCACGGAUCUUCGCGGGGGUCUUCUCCCUCAUCAUCUUCUCCUCCCUGCUGACCGAUGGCUACCAGAACACGACGGAGUCUCCACAGCUCCACUGCGUCCUCAACAGCAACAGCGUGGCCUGCAGCUUCGCCGUGGGCGCCGGCUUCCUGGCCCUCCUCAACUGCCUGGCCUUCCUCAUCCUGGACGCCCACGGGAGACGCAUCAUGGAUACCCGCUUCAAGAUGGCCUUUCAGCUCCUGGACUUAAUCCUGGCCGCCUUCUGGGCACUCCUCUGGUUCGUGGGUUUCUGCUUCCUGGCCAACCAGUGGCAGCGCUCGAAGCCCAAACACUUCCUCCUGGGGAGCAGCAGCGCCAAGGCGGCAGUGGCCUUCGCUUUCUUCUCCAUCCCUGUCUGGAUAUUCCAGGCCUAUUUGGCAUUCCAGGACAUUCGAAAUGAUGCUCCAGUCCCCUACAAGCGCUCCCUGGAUGAGGGUGGUGUGGUGCUGACUACCCUCUCCCCGCCCUCGGCAGCCAGUCCUAUCAACAUGCCCACCACAUGCCCCCACAACCUGAGUUACGCCAGCUCUGCCCUGUCCCCCUAUCUGACCCCUCCGAAGGCCCCCCGCCUCGCUAUGAUGCCCGACAGCUAAACAUCCUUAUCCACAUCAGUAAAGAGAGAAUCCUCCCUCCAGGAGGUUCU